AUGAUAUUCCUGCGGGACAACGUCUUGCUCGAUUCAGAGCUGUCACUGGAUCAUGUCAAGCCUAGGCUGCUAGGUCACUGGGGAACAUGUCCCGGCAUCAUUUUGGUUUGGUCGCACUUGAAUCUCUUGAUUCGGGAUCAGGGGCUGGAGAUGAUGUUUGUCAUUGGUCCAGGCCACGGCGCUCCGGCUGCGUUGGCUGCUCUCUGGCUGGAAGGAUCGCUUGAGAAGUUCUACCCCGGUCAAUAUGAUCGCAAUGAAGCUGGACUCAGAAACCUGAUUACCAGGUUCUCCGUUCCAGUGCGCAGCCACAUCAACUCCGAGACCCCAGGUGCCAUUCAUGAGGGAGGAGAGCUUGGCUAUGCAUUGGCUGUGUCUUUUGGAGCCGCCAUGGACAACCCCGACAUGAUCGUUACCUGUCUUGUUGGUGAUGCUGACAUGAACAGCGCGUGGCACGCCAUCAAGUACCUGGAUCCCAAAGAGUCAGGUGCCGUGUUGCCGAUAUUGCACGUAAACGGCUUCAAGAUCAGUGAACGGACAAUCUUCGGAUGCAUGGACAACAAGGAGAUCACGUCUCUAUUCACGGGCUAUGGCUACCAAGUUCGAAUAGUCGAGGAUCUUGAGCACAUUGAAGAAGAUCUUGCUGCCUCUCUAGCGUGGGCGGUGGCCGAAAUUAGGAAAAUUCAGGCCGCUGCACGCUCGGACAAUCCCAUCAUAAAGCCGCGGUGGCCGGUGUUGAUACUGCGAACCCCAAAGGGAUGGUCGGGUCCAAAGAAAGUUGACGGCGAGUUUAUCGAGGGGUCAUUUCAUUCACACCAAGUCCCACUGCCCAAGGCGAACAAAGACAAGGGCCAGCUUGAAGCUUUGCAAGAGUGGCUAUCGAGUUAUGAUAUAGGCAGUCUCGUACCUAAAGGAAACCCUUCGGAUCAAAUUCUGAACACCUUACCCAAAGAGGACUCCAAGAAGUUGGGGCAGAUCAAAGCGAGCUACAACCCAUCCAUCGGCCUGGAGGAGGUGGAGUGGAAGCCAUUUGGAGUAGAAAAGGGUCAAGAUGCCAGCUGCAUGCAGACGAUCGGAAGCUUUCUCGACAAGGUCUUCCAGGCGAAUCCCAAGCGUAUUCGCCUUUUCUCUCCCGACGAGCUGGAGAGUAACAAGCUGGCUGCAGUCCUCGAUAAUACAGGCCGAAACUUUCAGUGGGAUGAAUACUCACGAGCUCAAGGAGGUCGAGUGAUUGAGAUCCUUUCUGAGCAUUGCUGUCAGGGGUUCCUCCAGGGCUACACCUUAACAGGACGGGUUGGCAUAUUCCCAAGCUACGAAUCGUUCCUGGGUAUCAUACAUACUAUGAUGGUUCAGUACUCGAAGUUUGUCAAGAUCGCUCGGGAAGUCAAGUGGCGAGGCGAUCUAAGUUCUAUCAACUACAUCGAGACGAGUACAUGGGCCAGGCAGGAACACAACGGGUUCUCUCAUCAAAAUCCGUCUUUCAUCGGCGCCGUCCUGAAUCUGAAGGCGACCGCAGCUCGUGUUUACCUACCCCCUGAUGCAAAUUGCUUUUUGAGCACUGUGGAUCACUGCAUCAAAUCCAAGAACUAUGUCAAUCUCAUGAUCGGCUCCAAGCAGCCUACCGCAGUCUAUCUUACGCCAGAAGAAGCAGCAGAACAUUGUCGCAUAGGAGCAAGCAUCUGGAACUUUGCUUCAACUCCACUUUCGGAGGGUACAGAUCCAGAUGUUGUACUUGUUGGCAUCGGCGUCGAGGUCACAUUCGAAGUCAUCAAAGCUGCCGAGCUUCUCAAGACUCUGUGUCCCGCUCUCAAACUGCGCGUCGUAAAUGUUACGGACCUCUUUGUCGUAGCACCAGAUGAGCGGCAUCCACAUGGUCUAACUCGGGAGCGGUUCAUCGAACUAUUCACGAAGGACAAGCCUGUCAUGUUCAACUAUCACGGGUAUCCAGCUGAGUUGCAAGGUCUUCUCUUCGGGCGACUGGGUAUGCAUCGUAUGCAAGUCAAUGGAUAUCAGGAAGAAGGCAGCACGACAACUCCAUUCGACAUGAUGCUUCUGAAUGCCGUCAGCCGCUUCGACGUUGCAAAGAGAGCCUUGACGGCAGGCGCAGAGUCCAACGAAGAGGUGAAGGCAAAGCUCAAUGAUUAUCUUGGGGACAUCGACAAGCGUGUCCAGGGGAUCAGGAAUUUCAUUAGCGACAAUGGCAAGGAUCCGGACGAUAUGUACGAGAUUGCCAAAUUUGAGUAG
This is a messenger RNA of Phaeoacremonium minimum UCRPA7, 2241 nucleotides long. RefSeq names its product putative d-xylulose 5-phosphate d-fructose 6-phosphate protein. The transcript has 7 exons. Gene Ontology annotation, biological process: carbohydrate metabolic process. Lineage: Eukaryota; Fungi; Ascomycota; Sordariomycetes; Togniniales; Togniniaceae. The record is from RefSeq and is a predicted model, not a curated record. Gene Ontology annotation, molecular function: aldehyde-lyase activity. The coding region runs from base 1 to 2241 and encodes 746 amino acids.